Molecule: messenger RNA, 231 nt
Organism: Clonostachys solani
Lineage: Eukaryota; Fungi; Ascomycota; Sordariomycetes; Hypocreales; Bionectriaceae
Source: the annotation of a GenBank genome assembly
AUGUCCCGCGAAGGAUACCAGGUCCCCACCGCCAGCGCUGGCUCCGGAGCCGUUGCCCGUGGCUCGACCGGCAUGCAAGACACUCGCUCCUCCGUCAUGAGCUACCUCUGCGGUGACUGCGGCGGCUCCGUCCAUCUUGGAAAGGAUUCCACUGUCGCCUGCCCACACUGCGCUGGCCGCGUUCUCUACAAGGAGCGUACAAAGCGCAUGGUUCAGUUCGAGGCUAGAUAG